AUGUAUAAAACGCGUUUCAUCUGUGCAGAUGACAUCAUCACGGCGCUACAGAAGAGGUGGAAGUCCUUGCGAGAUAAAUUUCGACGGGUAUUGAAGACGCUUCAGGAAGAGAAGAAGAGCGGCGCCGGGGCAGACGAUGUUCAGGACGACGUCGCCUGGCCGUUCUUCGACCAGAUGAUGUUCCUGCGCGAUACGAUGGAGUAUAGACCGACGUCCGGCAACGUUCCACCAGUGCCCCCUUCAAAUGAGGAGGAAAAUGCUGCGGGCAUCUUAACGAAGAUGUGCCAGUUCUCCAAUCUGGAAACGCUUCAAGCGCCGACACUGUCAGGUGAAGAAUCACAAGCGGAAGCAGCGACACUGUCUACGGCGUCUGAGUCUGCAGAAUCACAGGAGAUUUUGGAACAACUUGAUUCACCGCUGCUUGAAGAAGUGCUGUACAUUCCAGAGGCUUCCGAAGCACACCACAGCAGGCCGCAAUCACAAGCGUCGCUGGCUUCAGCAGGCAGUCUUCAGCAGGCAGAGCUAGGGACGUUGGGAAGUGUUACAUCUGAAGCGACAACAUCAAGAAGGGGGAAAAGGAAAAGGAAAGAUGAGGGUGAAUUAAUAUUGCAGGAAUUAGGCAAUGUUACAACUGCAAUAAGCACAUGCAAACCACCGGAUCACCUUGAUGCUUUUUCGGUCUAUCUGCUGAAAGAAAUGAGAGAGGUCAGCGAGGACAAGCAGCUUGACAUGACAAUUGAAGUAAUGCAACUAGUAAAGAAAUACAAGAAUUAG
Molecule: messenger RNA, 774 nt
Organism: Dermacentor andersoni
Lineage: Eukaryota; Metazoa; Arthropoda; Arachnida; Ixodida; Ixodidae
Source: RefSeq, a predicted model, not a curated record